This is a messenger RNA of Lagopus muta (rock ptarmigan), 7323 nucleotides long. It is a transcript of the gene ATP2B2, whose product is annotated as ATPase plasma membrane Ca2+ transporting 2. NCBI's taxonomy places the organism in Eukaryota, Metazoa, Chordata, Aves, Galliformes, Phasianidae. Gene Ontology annotation, molecular function: ATP hydrolysis activity; P-type calcium transporter activity; PDZ domain binding. Gene Ontology annotation, biological process: regulation of cytosolic calcium ion concentration; calcium ion transmembrane transport. Bases 495 to 4268 code for a protein of 1257 amino acids. Gene Ontology annotation, cellular component: intracellular membrane-bounded organelle; postsynaptic density membrane. The transcript has 25 exons. The record is from RefSeq and is a predicted model, not a curated record.
UUCUGGGACCCAGGCUGCUUUCUGGGAUGGAGUGCUGCAUAGCCAUGUGGCUCCUUUGCCAGUUGGGGCCUGCGUGCUGUGACACAAAAGCUGCAUCACGCUGUGCACUAUGUUCAUGGCUGAUUGAUCAACUCAAGAAGACCCAGCUGGUUUUGUGACUCGGAACCCAGAUUGUGACGCGCUCUUGCAUUUUUAGAAGACGACAGUACCGUCCAGAGGAAGAAAUGACCAUGUAGAUUCUACAGCCUGGGUGCUGCAUAAUGGGAAAUGGUGAAUGGAGCGGAACUGGUCUGCAGCCUUGAAAGCAGCUGUUCUGCGGACCACUAGUCGGUCAGGGGCACCUUGCACACCAGAGGCAUUCUCCACGUCGCUCACUGGACACAUGCUGGAUUGUUUUUAAUCCUAGGCUGGAAUUCAAGGCUCGUCUCCUUCAGUUUUUAAAAGAUUUUAAGCUUCUAUCAACUCUAACAAGUGGAGCAAUAUAAUCAGUAACCAUGGGUGACAUGACAAAUAGUGAUUUUUAUUCCAAGAACCAAAGAAAUGAGGCCAACCAUGCAGGAGAAUUUGGGUGCACCCUGCAAGAACUGCGCUCCCUCAUGGAACUCCGAGGAACAGAAGCAGUGGUAAAAAUUAAAGAGACAUAUGGGGAAACAGAGGGGCUCUGCAGGCAUCUGAAGACAUCACCAACAGAAGGGUUAGCUGGCACUGCUGCAGAUCUAGAAAAAAGAAAGCUUAUUUUUGGAAAAAACUUCAUACCCCCAAAGAAGCCAAAAACAUUCAUACAGCUAGUGUGGGAAGCGCUGCAGGAUGUGACUCUUAUAAUCUUGGAAAUUGCAGCCAUCAUAUCCUUGGGGCUUUCAUUUUAUCAGCCACCUGGAGAAGGGAAUGAAGGGUGUGGCACUGCAACAGGAGGAGCUGAAGAUGAAGGUGAGGCUGAAGCUGGCUGGAUUGAAGGUGCUGCCAUCCUGCUGUCUGUUAUCUGUGUUGUACUUGUCACUGCCUUUAAUGACUGGAGCAAGGAGAAGCAGUUUCGUGGGCUUCAAAGUCGUAUUGAGCAGGAACAGAAAUUUACUGUUGUCCGAGGUGGGCAGGUGAUCCAAAUCCCAGUGGCAGAGAUAGUAGUUGGUGACAUUGCACAGGUGAAAUAUGGUGAUCUCCUACCUGCCGAUGGGAUAUUUAUUCAAGGAAAUGAUCUUAAAAUUGAUGAAAGUUCUUUGACUGGAGAGUCAGACCAGGUCCGCAAAUCUGUUGACAAAGAUCCAAUGCUACUGUCAGGUACUCACGUCAUGGAAGGCUCUGGACGAAUGCUUGUAACUGCUGUGGGUGUGAAUUCUCAGACAGGCAUCAUCUUUACUCUGUUAGGUGCUGGAGGAGAAGAAGAAGAAAAGAAAGACAAAAAAGGUGUGAAACAGGAGGAUGGAAAUCAGCUUCCAGUAGAUUCUUCCCAUCCCUCCUCCCACCCUCCUUCAGCUACAGAUGGUGCAGCAAGUGCAAAUGCCACUGAUAAUGCAAAUGCCAGCUUAGUCAAUGGCAAAAUGCAGGAUGGGAAUAUGGAGAACAGCCAGAACAAAGCCAAGCAGCAAGAUGGGGCUGCUGCCAUGGAGAUGCAGCCACUGAAGAGUGCCGAGGGGGGAGAAGGAGAUGACAAAGACAAGAAGAAAUCCAACAUGCACAAGAAGGAAAAAUCUGUCCUACAAGGAAAGCUGACCAAGCUGGCAGUCCAGAUAGGCAAAGCAGGUUUGGUGAUGUCUGCCAUCACUGUAAUCAUUUUGGUACUAUAUUUUGCCAUUGACACUUUUGUGGUGAAAAAGAAACAGUGGUUACCUGAGUGCACUCCUGUCUAUGUUCAGUAUUUUGUUAAAUUCUUCAUUAUUGGUGUUACUGUACUUGUGGUUGCUGUCCCUGAGGGUCUUCCACUUGCUGUCACUAUUUCUUUGGCUUAUUCUGUAAAGAAAAUGAUGAAAGAUAACAACCUGGUCCGCCACUUAGAUGCCUGUGAAACUAUGGGUAAUGCUACAGCCAUAUGCUCUGACAAAACAGGGACACUAACAACCAACCGGAUGACAGUCGUCCAAGCCUAUAUUGGUGAUGUGCACUACAAAGAGAUCCCUGACCCUGAUUCUGUACCUGCUAAGACUCUCGAAUUGCUGGUUAAUGCAAUUGCUAUCAACAGUGCUUACACUACAAAAAUUCUGCCACCAGAAAAGGAGGGCGGCCUGCCUCGGCAGGUGGGCAAUAAGACAGAAUGCGGUCUCUUGGGCUUUGUCCUGGAUUUGAAGCAGGAUUAUGAGCCUGUUCGGAGCCUCAUCCCUGAGGAGAAACUUUAUAAAGUUUACACAUUCAACUCUGUGAGAAAGUCAAUGAGCACUGUCAUUAAAAUGCCAGAUGGUAGCUUCCGAAUGUACAGCAAAGGAGCUUCUGAAAUUGUUCUGAAGAAGUGUUCCAGGAUCCUUAAUGCAGCUGGUGAACCUCGUAUCUUCAGACCACGCGACCGGGAUGAAAUGGUGAAGAAAGUGAUUGAACCAAUGGCCUGUGAUGGAUUGAGAACUAUCUGUGUUGCUUUCCGAGACUUCAACAGCAGCCCAGAACCUGACUGGGACAAUGAAAAUGACAUUUUAUCUGAUCUGACUUGCAUCUGUGUUGUCGGCAUUGAAGAUCCAGUAAGACCAGAGGUCCCAGAAGCCAUAAGAAAGUGCCAGCGAGCUGGAAUUACGGUCCGCAUGGUCACUGGAGACAAUAUCAACACAGCACGUGCCAUUGCCAUAAAAUGUGGAAUCAUUCAUCCAGGAGAAGACUUUCUUUGCCUUGAAGGGAAAGAAUUUAACAGGAGGAUCCGAAAUGAGAAGGGAGAGAUUGAGCAAGAGCGGAUUGACAAAAUCUGGCCAAAGCUUCGAGUACUUGCUCGGUCGUCUCCCACGGACAAACAUACUUUGGUCAAAGGUAUUAUUGACAGCACACAGGUGGAGCAGAGGCAGGUUGUAGCUGUGACUGGUGAUGGAACCAAUGAUGGACCAGCACUUAAGAAAGCCGAUGUUGGCUUUGCAAUGGGCAUUGCUGGAACAGAUGUUGCAAAGGAGGCCUCAGAUAUCAUCCUAACAGAUGACAAUUUCAGUAGCAUCGUGAAGGCUGUAAUGUGGGGACGUAAUGUGUAUGACAGUAUCUCCAAAUUCCUGCAGUUCCAGCUCACUGUUAACAUUGUGGCUGUGAUAGUGGCUUUCACUGGAGCAUGCAUUACCCAGGACUCUCCUCUAAAAGCUGUACAGAUGCUGUGGGUCAAUCUAAUUAUGGACACUUUUGCCUCACUUGCUCUGGCCACUGAACCUCCAACAGAAGCUCUAUUGCUAAGAAAGCCAUAUGGCAGGAACAAACCUCUUAUAUCCCGUACCAUGAUGAAGAACAUUCUGGGCCAUGCUGUCUACCAGCUUACUCUAAUAUUUACACUUCUUUUUGUUGGUGAGAAAAUGUUUAAAAUUGACAGUGGGAGAAAUGCACCACUCCACUCUCCUCCUUCAGAGCACUACACCAUUAUCUUCAACACUUUUGUCAUGAUGCAGCUUUUCAAUGAAAUCAACGCACGCAAAAUCCAUGGAGAGAGAAAUGUCUUUGAUGGCAUCUUCAGAAAUCCUAUUUUUUGCACUAUUGUACUGGGUACAUUUGCUAUUCAGAUAGUAAUUGUCCAAUUCGGAGGAAAACCAUUUAGCUGUUCUCCCCUGCAGCUUGAUCAGUGGAUGUGGUGUGUAUUUAUUGGAUUAGGAGAACUUGUAUGGGGUCAGGUCAUUGCAACCAUCCCAACAAGUAGGCUAAAGUUCUUAAAGGAGGCAGGGCGGCUCACUGAGAAGGAAGAGGUUCCUGAAGAAGAACUCAAUGAAGAUGUUGAAGAGAUUGAUCAUGCAGAGAGAGAACUUCGACGUGGACAAAUUCUCUGGUUCAGAGGGCUUAACAGAAUCCAAACCCAGAUCCGCGUCGUGAAGGCAUUCCGUAGCUCUCUCUAUGAAGGUUUAGAAAAACCAGAAUCUAGAACCUCUAUUCACAACUUUAUGACUCAUCCUGAGUUUAGGAUAGAAGAUUCCCAGCCCCACAUCCCACUCAUUGAUGACACAGACCUAGAAGAAGACCCUGCUCUCAAGAAAAACUCGAGUCCACCGUCUUCACUGAACAAGAACAACAGUGCUAUCGACAGUGGAAUAAAUCUUACAACUGACACAAGUAAAUCAGCUACCUCUUCUAGUCCAGGAAGCCCAAUACAUAGCCUGGAGACAUCACUUUAGCUGAAAAGGUCACUGCAAAAAAAAAAAAAAAAAAAAUUAUAAUAAUAAUAAUUAAAGUAAAAUAAAAUAAAAUAAACAACCACAGCAACCGAGAUCUAUAAAUAUAUAUAUUAAAAAACAUUGCUGGCUGAAAAGCUGUUUGAACUCUUAUUCACUCUGAGACAAGUGAAUGAAUUGUUAAUCACAAUGGUUUUGGGGAAAGAAUGAAUGGCUGAUUUACAUACCCCCCUCUUGUUCCCUUUCAGAAAACAAAACAAACAAAAAAAAAUCCUGCAUGAAUGUACUGUACACUUCUGGCCCUUCUUUCUUUCUUUCUUUUUCUUCCUUUUUUUAAUUUUUAUUUUUAUUUUUUCCUCCUUAAGCAGGAACUGCAGAGGACUUCUUUCUGCGGCUAUUUAUCCAAUUCACUGGUCUGUGAGUUUUUUGAAAUGCUUGUGUGGCAUGGACUCAAUUGUAUAGAUUAAUUUAAAGAACUUUUUUGAAGUUGCAAAGCUUAACUUGCACAGUAGAUUUGCACCAGUUGGACAGAGGAACUUAAACAUUUAUGAGACUAUAUAUAGAGAUAUAUACAUAUAAGUAUAUACAUAAUUAAUUAUAUAUAUGUAUAUAUCUAUAUAUAUAUAUACAGUUAUAUAUAUAUAAAGUUUCUUUGUUGGCAUGUUGCCUUGUUUCUGCUCAAAUUGCUCUGACUAUUUUAACUUAUUUAUGUCCUAAAAAAGAAUGUAAUUUGUUUACAAACCUGUAGAUAAUAUCCUUAACUAUUUGUAGGGUUAAGAAAGCACUUCCUGCCGAAGUAGUAUAAAAAUGGCUCAGCUCAGCUCAUUGAAAAGUCUGUAAUAUCGCACCCUGGAUAUUUUAUUGCAACUGCAUUCUGAUUUCUGCCUGUUUUUUUUGUUGUUGUUUUGGGUUUUUCUUUUUCUUUUUCUUUUUUUUUUUUUGUUAAAUAUUGUAGAUAUUGCUAGUAAAUAACGAAAGAAGCCAAAAUAUAAUAACACAUUGGAUGUAGCAUUGUGAUCCUAUAUACAGGGAGGUAAAACAGGCUUCCUUUGUUUCAAAUAAAAAUCAGAAUGAUCAGGUUCUCUCUUUUUUUUUUUUCCCUCUGAUAAUCUGCUUGAAUUUGUUUUGGUGCAACAUUUGAAAAUGGAGGCUAUUUCAUUCUUGAAACAUAUGGCAAUGGCUUCCAAAAAAUAUUUUUAGACAGAUAAUAUGUGAAACUGAGUUGAGUUUAUAAAUAACAGAUUUAAAAUAAGUUAUAUCUGGUUUGUCUAUAUGGAGAUCAAACUAAUGUUUAAAUAUUGUGACAUAUUGUGUUAAUUCUUUUCAGUUAGUAAUAUAGGCAUUUAUUUCCUUAUUACUUAUGAAGUACAGGCUGUUGGCAUUUUGGAUGAAAAUCACUGUAGGUUGUUGCUUUUUUUUUUUUUAAUGGAAAAUAUCAUUUCUGCACUAUUAGAUCUGAAUGAAACGAUAUUAACUGUAUAUUGAGAUAUUCUUUGUGUGAUUUUAUUUUUGAAGAAGCUUGUCUUCCUGUAGUCACAAAGUAUACUGUAACACAGUACACUGUUUUACCUUGAGCUUUCUACAAAGAAAGCUACUGUGAAAACCUGCAGUAAGGAGGGUGAAAAAUAUUUUUCAAGAUGGUAACAGCCCUAAUAACUUAAAAUUUAUGAGCUUAUAUAAUUGCUAUGUCAACCACUUGAACGCUAAGCACUUUGUGGAUCACAGAUUUUUCAUAAAUAAUUUUUGUAUUUAAUAUAAAGUUUGCUUGGAGACUUUUCAGCAUAUAAUCUUUUCCAUAAUUGUACAGUGCAAAAGAUAUUUUGAAUUACACCACUGAUUAUGCCAGAUGUAUUGAAAAACUCUCAAACUAGCUUGACAAAUUGAUUUGUUAAGGUAUUACUGAUUGUCUUAAGGUUGGCUAAUAACAUGGUGCAUCUCUGCAGUCACAAGAACUAAACCAAGCCAGAACUCUCCUAAACGGGAUUAGACUCAUGGCCAAACUGCAGACUGAACUGACUAAAACGUUUUCAGGGUGCAUCAAGACUAUUCAGCCAGGUAAAGCUCAAAUCAGCUUGAAUUGCCAGCUUCCGGACUCUUGUGUAGAAGCUUGAAUGUUUUUGGCUCAAACUCGUAGUUCGCUAUCUGAUCCAAACUUUUCAUUCAACAGCAGAACAGGUCGUGGGAGGUGUAUACAAAUGUUUUCAGCAGAUAGUGUUACCCGUUUCUUAACAGUAAAAAGCUAGCAUGGAAGCAUUAUUAUUUUAGCUAAUUCCUAGCAACAAAGUGAUUGAAACUCAGUCAGGAUUGUUCUUCGCUUUGUAAAUACGGUGACUUACCUUUGUACAACAUGUAUUGGGUUUCUAUGGCCUAUUUGGGAUAUCAUAUUCAGAAGAAAAAAACAAAAAAAGUGUUAUCUAUUUACAGGGAAGCCUCUAGCUUUGGACUUGAACAUCUACAAAAGUUAUUAAUACUGGAACAACUUGUUUUCAGCAUCUUAACACUGACUGUUUGCCUUUUUAUUUUCAAACUUCAUAUUUUUUCUUGGUUUCAUUUUUUUUUAAAUUUUCCUGUAGGAGUAUCCCUCCCUAAGGUACCAUUUGCAGACUUGAAAACUGUUAAGAAAAUGAACACUGCAUUCUGUGUAUAUAUAGUAAAACAUAUAUAAACUGAGAUGCAUAGAUAACUUGGGCUUUUGUGAGCAGAGACUGUGCUUUAUGUAUAUGAUAAAUGAUAGAUUUUUUUUAAAGCAGAAUAGCUAUGACCUUUCAACUACAAGUCGUGCAUCACAAUUCCUUUCUUUUAUUGCUUGACCUCUCUGUGAUGGGAACAAUGGAUCAAAAACCAAAAUGAUCAGUUUGUUAAAUUCCCUGCAAUAUAUAAAUGCUCGCUCUCAACGUACUGUACUUAGCAGCAUGAGAUUUGUGGACAACAAUACAGUGGUACAUUGGCAAUCCAUCCCACUAGGGGUUAUUAAUAUAUGUUCAUUCAUCUGUUUUUAUGAAUUUUUUUAUCUAGACAAUAAUUGUAAAUAAAGAACUUACUCUGUCUGUUCAUUUAA